AUGUCAGUAUCAGAAAAGACAGCCGAACUGGGGGUUGGUGUUACCAAGUCUAUAUCUAAAAGCGAUUCAUCUGAUGAAAAAAAGGUUGUUGAAUUAAAAGAUGCUGAUUUAACUUUAAAGUUCAUGCAUGAAAAUGAACUUGAAGUUCCAGAAAUUACUCCUGAGCAAGACAAAAAGCUUUCUAGGAAACUAUUCUUUAGAGUGCUCGGAUUGACUUUUCUAAUUAAUAUGAUAAUGUAUAUGGACAAAGCUACUUUGUCUUAUAGUUCAAUUUUGGAAUUUUGGGAUGCCACGGGCUUAGAUCAAAAUAAAUACAAUAAUGUGAACACAAUAUUUUACGUAGGUUUUAUUGCCGGACAAAUUCCAGGUACUUACUUGUUGACUAAAUUGCCCCUCGGAAAGAUGAUGUUUGGAAUUAUAGUUUUAUGGUCUCUUAUCAUCUUCUUACACUGCGCUGCUUAUAAUUACGCUGGCGUUAUAGUGCUACGUUUCUUUUUAGGGCUAACUGAGUCAGUAGCAAUUCCUUUAAUGACAACAACCAAUGGCAUGUUUUUAACUAGAGAUGAAAGAGCAGCAACUCAGCCUAUAUUUUAUGCGGCAUGUCUAGGUUCCUCCAUUCCUAUUGGUUUCAUUGCAUUUGGUGUGCUUCAUAUCUUCGGGUCAAUAGAAAAAUAUAAGAUUUUAAACAUCAUAAUAGGUGGUUCAACAUUAUUACUAUCAAUUCUUGUUUAUUUUCAAUACCCUAAUAAUCCUGCUGAUGCUAAGUUCUUGUCAAUAGAAGAAAGGGUAUGGGUUAUAAGGAGAGUUCAAAGGUCAAGUAAUUCAUCAAUCGAGCAAAAAAACUUCAAGAGACACCAUGCCAUUGAGGCUUUAAAAGAUCCAGUUUCGUAUCUUAUUUCGGGAUUCUUUUUGUUACAGCAAUUGGCAAACAACUUGCCUUACCAGCAGCCGAUUUUAUACAAACAAAUGGGAGGCAUAAGCAGCUUGAACUCUACCUUGGUAACAGUCGCUUCGUCUGGCUACGCAGUUAUUUGGGCUUUCGUGGCUUAUGCUUUCAUGCGGUUUUUUCCAAAUACUUCUUGUUUUACAGUAGUCUGGUCAACUGUACCAGCAUGGAUAGGAUCAGUUCUUGCUGUUUCCUUGGAUAUCAAGAAUUCGAUAGGAAUGUUGGCUGCAAUUUGUUUGGCGUCGCAGUCUUUUGGAGUUCCCUGGAUAUGCUCUUUUGGGCUAGCUGCAACAACAGCUGGCUCUUCUUAUACUAAGAGAAUGACAAGAAAUGCAAUGGCAAUGGCAUCCUAUUGUAUCGCCAAUAUAAUUUCGCCCCAAUUAUGGCAGGAUAGAGAUGGUCCAAGGUACGUUCCCGCCUGGAUUGUUCAAAUUGUAUUGAGUUUUACUGUUGCACCUGGUCUAAUCUGUGUUGUGUGGAUUAUUUUAUCGAGACGCAAUAAAGAAAGAUUGUCUAAAUUGACUGAUGGUCAAAAGUUUGGAGUGGUAAAGGACAGCGAUGGAGAGUCUAUUGUCGUAAGUCUGGCAAAUUUAGAUUUAACAGAUUUGGAAGACAAGACUUUUAUAUAUCCAUUGUGA
This is a messenger RNA of Priceomyces carsonii, 1584 nucleotides long. RefSeq lists its product as uncharacterized. Gene Ontology annotation, molecular function: L-cysteine transmembrane transporter activity. Bases 1 to 1584 code for a protein of 527 amino acids. Gene Ontology annotation, biological process: transmembrane transport; L-cysteine transport. Gene Ontology annotation, cellular component: membrane. Lineage: Eukaryota; Fungi; Ascomycota; Pichiomycetes; Serinales; Debaryomycetaceae. The record is from RefSeq and is a predicted model, not a curated record. The transcript has a single exon.